Alternaria atra is the source of this 1755-nucleotide messenger RNA. RefSeq lists its product as uncharacterized. Gene Ontology annotation, biological process: monoatomic cation transport; copper ion homeostasis. Gene Ontology annotation, cellular component: membrane. The record is from RefSeq and is a predicted model, not a curated record. NCBI's taxonomy places the organism in Eukaryota, Fungi, Ascomycota, Dothideomycetes, Pleosporales, Pleosporaceae. The transcript is spliced from 3 exons. The coding region runs from base 1 to 1755 and encodes 584 amino acids. Gene Ontology annotation, molecular function: ATP hydrolysis activity; ATP binding; P-type divalent copper transporter activity.
AUGGAUACGCUAUUGAGCCUCUCUCUGAUUGUCGGGCUCGGUUUAUCGAUAUUACAAGUAACUUCCGGGACUUUGACGAUUAGCUCUCAGCCAUAUGCCUCGUCGGGCUCGUUUUUGACUGUUGUCAUCCUUGCUGGUAGAUAUCUCGAAGCAGUAAUACGGAGAGAGGGGAAUGCACACCUCAUAGCGCUUUAUGAGAUGAAAAAGGAGAAGGAAACCUACCAGAUCUUUGGAACUGAUGAUGUAAUACCAGCAUCUUUGCUGAAGAAGGGCGAUGAUGUCGUCAUUUUGCCGCAAGCUACGGUGCCAUGCGAUUGCUACAUCGUUGACGGUAGCUCAUCCAUCGAUGAAUCCACUAUUACUGGAGAAGCAUCACCCGUAACAAAAGAGAUGGGAGACUUUCUGCUCGCGGGAACGAAAAAUCUAUCCCGCCGGCUGCGAAUCACUAUCUGUCAAGACCAAAGCGAGUCUUCCCUUACUAAGGUCAUCGAAGGUGUGUCUACUGCUAGCGAACAGCGACUCGAAGGCACAGAGUCACUCGACGUCAUCAUGAGGGUCUUCGUAUCUGGGGUGAUGCUGCUCGCACUUGUAGCAUUCACGAUUACUCUCAAUCGUCACUGGGGAUCACCUAUCAUGGACAUGAUCACGGCCGCAUGUGAACGCGCCAUGACCGUACUGGCUGCUGCAUGUCCUUGUGGGAUAGGCUUAGCGACUCCGUCUGCGGCGAUGGCUGGAGUCGAUGCUGCAUACUCAGAGGGUAUCCUUCUGAGUGGCGGUAUCAGAACCAUGGAAGCCCUAUCCAAGGCGACACAUGUCGUUAUGGAUAAGACCGGCACUCUGACAAAAGGGAAUCUCAAUGUCGUGAUCCACCACUUUGAUGAACAAUUGACGCUCAACAAAGAUAUAUGUUAUCGGCUGUUAGCGGCCGCGGAAGCAGAAGACGCUCGCGUCCAUCCUGUGGCAAAGGCAGUCUUCAAGUGGGCGCUGACUGCAGGCACUUCGAGCGGGACGAUGCACUUCCCAGAACACGUAAGACAAACACGCCAUCUCAGGUCCACUCCUGGUAAAGGAAUGAGCUGUGAAGUGCAGGCUUUCACCGAUGUCUGGAUCAAGGUUAGCAUAGGAACAGCUGGAUACCUUAACCAGAACGGCAUCGAGGUUGCAACCGAGAGCACUGAAACCUCCAAAAUCUAUUUCGCUUUCGACGGGCGAUAUGGCGGUUACGUUUAUGUUCAAGACACCAUCCGCCCUGAAGCUUCCUCAGUCAUCAAACGUCUCUUGUCAGACGGCUUGCGAGUCACUAUGCUUACAGGUGAUGCCGAGCCCGAAGCCUCGCGCAUAUCUUCCCUCCUCGACAUACCAGUUCUCGCGUCGCGCGCAUCGCCUUUCGACAAAAUGCGACACGUUCAAGACUUACAACGACAGGGUCACCACGUCGUGAUGGUCGGCGAUGGUGUGAACGAUGUUCUGGCACAAUCAAAAGCGGACGUAGGUGUAUCGGUAUCAUUGGCACAGGGAUGUUUAGCUCGCGCGGGGAGCGUUGUCAUACUAUCGGGUGAUUUGCGAUGUCUUGCUGCUGCGUUCUCGAUUUCAAAACAGGUAUUAGCUCAAGCGAGAAUGAACGUAAAAUGGGCUUUGGUCUACAAUGCCGUUGCUUUGAGUCUGGCGUUAGGCUUGUUCCAGGGUUGGAGUAUUGCUAUCACUCCCUCGAUGGCUGGGAGUAUGAUGGCAAUGUCAAGCUCCCACAGAGAUUGA